AUGCUGUUCUGGCACACGCAGCCCGAACACUACAACCAGCACAACUCUGGCAGCUACUUGCGAGAUGUGCUGGCUCUGCCUAUCUUCAAGCAGGAGGAGCCGCAGCUAUCUCCUGAGAAUGGGACCCGCUUGCCGCCCCUACAGUAUGUGCUGUGUGCCGCCACCUCUCCAGCGGUAAAGCUACAUGAAGAGACCUUGACAUACCUCAAUCAAGGUCAGUCAUAUGAAAUCCGGCUGCUGGAGAAUCGGAAGCUAGGGGACUUCCAAGAUCUGAACACAAAAUACGUGAAGAGCAUCAUACGUGUUGUUUUCCAUGACCGCCGGCUGCAGUACACAGAGUACCAGCAGUUGGAAGGAUGGAGGUGGAGCCGGCCUGGGGACCGCAUCCUGGACAUUGAUAUUCCACUGUCUGUUGGUAUCUUGGACCCCAGGGCCAGCCCAACCCAACUGAAUGCUGUGGAGUUUUUGUGGGAUCCUGCAAAGAGAGCGUCUGCAUUCAUUCAGGUGCACUGUAUCAGCACGGAAUUCACCCCCAGGAAGCAUGGGGGUGAGAAGGGGGUGCCUUUUCGGGUGCAGAUUGACACGUUUAAACAGAACGAGAACGGGGAGUACACAGAGCAUCUACACUCUGCCAGCUGCCAGAUCAAGGUGUUCAAGCCCAAGGGAGCUGAUCGGAAACAGAAGACCGACCGGGAAAAGAUGGAAAAAAGGACAGCUCAGGAGAAGGAGAAGUACCAACCAUCCUAUGAAACCACCAUCCUCACUGAGUGCUCUCCGUGGCCUGACGUACCCUACCAGGCGAACAGCACUCCAUCCCCAAGCUACAAUGGCUCGCCCAACAGCUUUGGCCUCCGUGAAGGUAACAGCUCACCUAGUCACCCAGUGGAGCCCUUACCCCUGGGCAGUGAUCACCUGCUCCCAUCAGCCUCUAUCCAGGAUGCACAGCAGUGGCUGCACCGCAACCGCUUCUCACAGUUCUGCUGGCUCUUUGCCAGCUUCUCAGGUGCUGACCUUCUGAAGAUGUCCAGAGAUGAUUUGGUCCAGGUCUGUGGCCCUGCGGAUGGAAUUCGGCUCUUUAAUGCCAUCAAAGGCAGAAAUGUGAGGCCAAAGAUGACCAUCUAUGUCUGUCAGGAGCUAGAACAGAACCAGCUACCCCUGCCACAGAAGCAGGAUGACAAUGGGGACAACAGCCUGUGUGUAUACCAUGCUAUCUUCCUGGAAGAGCUGACUACCCUGGAGCUGACAGAGAAGAUCGCCAGUCUGUUCAGCAUUCCCCCACAGCACAUCCACCGGGUGUAUCGGCAGGGUCCUGCUGGUAUCCAUGUGGUGGUAAGCAAUGAGAUGGUUCAGAAUUUCCAAGACGAGUCUUGUUUUAUCCUCAGCACGUUAAAAGCAGAAAGCAAUGACGGCUACCACAUCAUCCUGAAGUGUGGACUCUGA
Arvicanthis niloticus (Nile rat) is the source of this 1440-nucleotide messenger RNA. It is a transcript of the gene Tfcp2l1, whose product is annotated as transcription factor CP2 like 1. Gene Ontology annotation, cellular component: nucleus. The record is from RefSeq and is a predicted model, not a curated record. Lineage: Eukaryota; Metazoa; Chordata; Mammalia; Rodentia; Muridae. Gene Ontology annotation, molecular function: DNA-binding transcription activator activity, RNA polymerase II-specific; RNA polymerase II cis-regulatory region sequence-specific DNA binding. Gene Ontology annotation, biological process: regulation of transcription by RNA polymerase II.